AUGGUCCUAAAGUCUUGGUUCAUCAUUUUCUGGGCCUCCAUACUUCAAAUUCUACUGAAGAAGAGGCUGACCUUUUGUACAGGCACAGAGAUUCCACAUUUCUUCAAUGACCAGGCUCAGAUUCUCAAGGUGGCCCACUCUGAUACCCUCAUUAAUAACAUCUUCUCGUAUGUUGCAGCUGCACUGCUGUGGGUGUUUCCUGUCAUUGGGAUCCUCUUCUCUUACUAUCAUAUAGUCUCCUCCUUAAUACAGAUGUUCUCCACUGCAGGCAAGUAUAAAGCAUUUUCCACCUAUAGGUCUCACCUCUCUAUGGUCUCCUUGUACUAUGGGAUAAGCCUUGGGGAUUACGUCAGUUCUGUUUUGACCCAAUCUUCUCAGAGAAGCUUAAUAACCUCAGUGAUGUACACUGUGGUCACCCUCAUGGUGAACCCCUUCAUCUACAACCUGAGGAACAAGGUUGUGAUGGGAGCCCUGGGAAGACUCUUUAGCAGAGCAGCCUCUUGUUCAUGA
Galeopterus variegatus (Sunda flying lemur) is the source of this 510-nucleotide messenger RNA. Its product is annotated as olfactory receptor 7D4-like. The coding region runs from base 1 to 510 and encodes 169 amino acids. Lineage: Eukaryota; Metazoa; Chordata; Mammalia; Dermoptera; Cynocephalidae. Gene Ontology annotation, molecular function: olfactory receptor activity. The record is from RefSeq and is a predicted model, not a curated record. The transcript has a single exon. Gene Ontology annotation, cellular component: membrane. Gene Ontology annotation, biological process: G protein-coupled receptor signaling pathway.